CGCAAAGCCUGCUGGGGCAUGGAGUCCGGUGAGCUCUGUGCGCAUGUGCGGGAAGGUGAGGGGCUUGGGGGGCCUCGCCGGGAGUGAGGAAUGAGAGGGAUCAGUGCUCCUCAAGGAAAGACACGAGUUCCCUUCCCCUGCCCACCACAAGACGCAGGGCAGCCUCUGCAGCUGGACAUGGCCUGAGCAGCCCCGGUGCUGUACCUCCCCUUAGACUCCAGCCUUAGAACUGUUGGAGAAGCUUGGAGGAGACUGAGUUACAGCAGUACCCAGGGCUGCCCCCAGGGAGGGGCAGGGCCAGGUCCAGGAUUUGAGUCCAUCUGUUUCCAGGAGGAGUCACAAUCACCCUUUCUUCAGCACAGCACCUCACAGGGACCUCGACUGACCUGUCCUACCCGUGGCCAGGAGAGACAGGUGCUGCCACCCCCAACCCAGAAGGCCCCAUGGAGGUCCCUGUGCCCCAGCACCUGCCAGUGAAGCAGGAGGGCGGGGUGGCCGAGGCCCUGACCCUGGACUCCCCGUGGCAUCGCUUCCGCCACUUCCACCUGGGCGAUGCGCCAGGGCCACGAGAGGCACUGGGGCUGCUCCGUGCCCUGUGCCGGGACUGGCUGCAGCCAGAGGUGCACACCAAGGAGCAGAUGCUGGAGCUGCUGGUGCUAGAGCAGUUCCUGAGUGCCCUCCCCGCGGACACCCAGGCCUGGGUGUGCAGUCGAAGGCCCCAGAGUGGGGAGGAGGCCGUGGCCCUGCUGGAGGAGCUCUGGGGACCAGCCACCUCCCCAAAUCAUUCAACAGCAGUGAGGGUAUCUCAGGACACGGCAGAAGGCUCCGGGGUCAGUGUCGGAAAGGAAGAUAGAGGGAUGGUGCCUUUAGCAGGAGAUGCAGUGCCUGGGACUGAGGUGCCGCCAGCAGCAGGGGACACCCGGGCCGUGCGCCCCUACAAGCAGGAGCCGGGCAGCCCACCGCCAGCACCUCCAGCGCCCGGCCUACCUGUCUUCUUGGCAGCCCCAGGCGCCGCGUCCUGCCCGGAGUGCGGCAAGACGCCCCUGAAGCCGGCCCACCUGCAGCGCCACCGGCAGAGCCACUCCAGUGAGAAGCCGCACGCCUGUCCCGAGUGYGGCAAGGCCUUCCGGCGCAAGGAGCACCUGCGGCGACAUCGCGGCACGCACCCUGGCGGCCCGGGCCCGGCCCUGCGCCCACUGCCCGCGCGAGAGAAGCCACACGCAUGCUGCGAGUGCGGCAAGACCUUCUACUGGCGUGAGCACCUCGUGCGCCACCGCAAGACGCACUCGGGCGCGCGGCCCUUUGCCUGCUGGGAGUGUGGCAAGGGCUUCGGGCGCCGGGAGCACGUAUUGCGCCACCAGCGCAUCCACGGCCGAGCGGCAGCUAGCGCACAGGGGACCGCCACGCCGGUCCCUGAGGGCGGCGGCUCAUUCCCACCCUGGCCCCUUGGGUAGCUAGCUCACCGCCCUCACACUGCCCACGGCCCGCCUUUCCUUUCCCACUCUUCCUUUCCAGAUGCCACUUUCCAGUUGAGCCUCACUGUUGCCUCCUUUCCUCCCUUGGCAAGCCCUCAGCCUCUUCUACCCGUGUGUAAAGGGCCUCGCUUCUUCUCUCGUAGCCCUCCUCUGUUUCCUCCCCCCCCCCACCCUUUCCCUGCGUCAAGCAGAGUCAGGACCCCAGUCGCUAGAGAAGAGCCUGGGCAAGGAGUAGUGGCAGGGCUCCUGGGGUGAAGGAGACCCUGAGGAAAGGACUGGGUCUUGUCCCCAGGCCAGAUGGAGGCAGGAAAGGGAGGGGCGAAGGUUCUGACCAGCUAGACCCAGCAGCCAGGUGGGGCACCUUGGUCUGGUGCACCUCUCUGCGACCCAGGGACACAGGUGAAUGGGUGCCUGCUCCUGGGAAGGUGGUCGGAGACCACAGUUCACCAGCAUCGGAGACUACUAAUAAAGUUGCUGACUCAGUGUGUGGCCUGCUGUCCCAGGCUGUCACUAUGCCUACAGCCCUCCAGAACUGAACCUUUGGGCCCACCUCAGACCCUCCUGAAGUCUGGGCUCAGCUCUGGGAGCAGGGGUGGGGCUGCCCCAUGCUUAUCCUACAAAGACAGGGAGGAGGUUCAGAGAAGGGGCCCUGCCCAUCUCCAGCUCAGUUCUGGACCCCACACUUCCUGGCUGUGCAGCUUCAGGCAAGACGUUGAGCAGCAGCUUCCAAUCUGAURUAAUAUCCACAGUGGUGCCUUGCUGAGGCUGCUGCUUUAGCCAUGCCAUCCUGGGACAUUCAGGGACCCCAGGUAUCAGUAUUAGUAGGUGUCUUGUGCGGUGUGUUUGGCCAAGAGGGAGUCUCCAGUCCUGGAGGCAGGCCAUGAGCCUGCAGCCUGGCUCUGGGAAGGGGCGCUGUCUGCUGUCCAGUGCACAGGCUCUGGCAAGACCCUGCUGGGUGCCUACACUCCCAGAGCUCGGCACUGCACUGUCCUGUAGCUUAGCAGGGAAACCUCAGUGGAGGGAGUGGGCAACCCUGGCCCCACAGUUCAGUCCUGGCAGGUUAGCAGGAAAGCAUAUGAGGUGAAGAAUGCAGACCCAAAUGGCCAAAACUAGGUUUCCUCCGAGGUAAGACAGGAAGCCUAAAACAAGUGCUGUCCACAUGGGCAACAGGAAGCUUUAAGGGGCACUACAUGUGGGGCAUAGGUUGAAGCAGACAGAACAAUCUGGAAUAUAGGACUGUGGGAGGGACAGACAAGGUAGGGCCUGAAGAUAGCAGGAAACAGUUUUAUUUGGCAGCAGCCAGGCUCAGAGGGCACAGCUUUUGUUGUAAUCAAU
Urocitellus parryii (Arctic ground squirrel) is the source of this 2810-nucleotide messenger RNA. It is a transcript of the gene Znf444, whose product is annotated as zinc finger protein 444. Gene Ontology annotation, molecular function: RNA polymerase II cis-regulatory region sequence-specific DNA binding; DNA-binding transcription factor activity, RNA polymerase II-specific. The record is from RefSeq and is a predicted model, not a curated record. NCBI's taxonomy places the organism in Eukaryota, Metazoa, Chordata, Mammalia, Rodentia, Sciuridae. Gene Ontology annotation, biological process: regulation of transcription by RNA polymerase II.